UGACUACCCUCCCCGAAAGCCUCGAGGUCCUCCAGCUGGUGGGAGCCGCACUUCCUGAAACGGCUCGGGCACCGCAGGAGCUGGAGCAGGAGCAGCAGCAACAGCGGCGGCAGAGGCAGAGGUAGCAACAGCAGCAGCUGCUGCCCGGGAAGCUCUCUCCUCCUUGGGCCACUCCAGGCCCAGGCCACGGGAGGCCCGUAGUUUAGGGUUAGAGACAUCCUGACGCCCGGCAUCCUUUGGAGUCUGGUUUAUUUCAUCUAUUCAUGCAGAUUGGCUAAGAUUUCAUCCAAGUCGACAAAGGCACUUUAAAACCUCCUAAGCAAACCUCAAAGGUAUUUUUUUGACCCAAAGCGAUUGCUCAGCCUCCCUGUGCGUCAUGGGUUGUCGGGAUGUCCACGCAGCAACAGUGCUCUCCUUCCUGUGUGGCAUUGCCUCUGUGGCAGGCCUCUUUGCUGGGACCAUGCUUCCAAACUGGAGGAAAUUGAGACUCAUCACAUUCAAUAAGAAUGAGAAGAACCUAACGGUUUACACUGGGCUCUGGGUGAAAUGCGCCCGCUAUGACCGGAGCAGCGACUGCCUGAUGUAUGAUACAAAGUGGUAUUCCUCCGUUGACCAACUGGAUCUGCGGGUUCUUCAAUUUGCCCUCCCCCUCAGCAUCCUCAUUGCCAUGUCUGCCCUCCUGCUUUGUCUGAUCGGGAUGUGUAACACGGCCUUCAGGUCCACUGUCCCCAAUAUCAAGCUGGCCAAGUGUCUGGUCAAUAGUGCGGGCUGCCACUUGGUGGCCGGGCUCCUGUUUUUCUUUGCAGGCAUGGUGAGCCUCACUCCAUCCAUCUGGGUCAUCUUCUACAACAACCACCUGAACAGGAAGUUUGAGCCUGUCUUUUCAUUCGACUAUGCGGUGUAUGUCACCAUCGCUAGCUCGGCGGGCCUGUUUAUGACUGCGCUCCUGCUGUUUCUUUGGUACUGUGCUUGCAAAACUCUGCCUUCCCCUUUCUGGCAGCCCCUGUACUCCCACACUCCCAGCAUGCAUAGCUAUUCUCAGCCCUAUUCAGCCAGAUCUCGCCUCUCUGCCAUUGAAAUUGACAUCCCAGUGGUUACACACGCCACUUAAGGGGAAAAGCGUUUGUUUUUAAGGAAAACUUUUAAACCCUUUACAAAGCAAUGUCUGCAACCUGCACACAGUUUAUCUGGUUUCUGACCAGACAAGGUUGCCAUGUUUUUAACAGUCUGACCCAGUGAAAUAACUAUUGCUAACUAAUUUUCAUAAAAUGUACAUUUUAUUUUUUAACUGAAGUCUUUCCUUUUGACUUGCUGCAUUCCUUUGAUAGUCACCCCGGGAAGUUUUCCCACUUCUACUUCCAUGUUGAUCCUAUAGCCUAUAAGUGUGUGUAGAUAUGUGUGUACAUGUAUGUGUGUGUACACAUAAACACACAUCACUAAUUCCAUGGUCUAUUGAGGCUCACGUUAAAUGACCCUUACUCCAAUUGGACUUUCUACAAAACACACAUGUGCGUGUAUGUGUGCACAAACAAAGGAAGCGAUUUUUUAUUAGUGUACUUUUCUUUCAGCCUCACAAUCUGUUCUAGAAUUAUCUGAUCUCCCUACUUGAAAAUAUGGGACCUUUUAUUACUUCUCUUCGCUCUAUAAUAAGUGUGUUCUUGUAGGAUUAGAUGUUUUGAAGAUUACAGGUCAAGAGUUCUUUUUAUCUAUGUUCCAUCUCAUUGCCACAGUUUGUUUAAAGCUAAAACUCGUUUUAAGUGAUAUCAAAUAGAAUAGUCCUAAAUUUUUUUUUAAAGAGUUGUCAGCCAUAAUAGGAAUCAGUUUCAGCUUCCCUAAUUUUGUUAAAAAUUGCUUUGAUUUGACUUAAAUUUGUACAACACAAAAUAUGAUGGUCCUACACACCCCAUUGCUAGCGAGGUUCUCUCUCCCCAUGUGACCCUCUACUCCAGAGCAUUGCUGACCAUGUGCAGGCCUGAGGACUUUGCCUUCUUUUAACAACAAGGGUCGUUGGGGGCAGGAACCCCAUUUCUUUACUGAGCUUACAUAGUCAUUGUGGGCAAGCUCUUUGACCGGGAAAAUGAGUUUUGGUAGCAUUCUACCAUCUUACUGGUCCUGGAGUGCUGCUCACCUUGGACACUGAGCAAUUAAGGAACCAGAACUCAUAGAGCAUCUGCCCGGUGCCCAAUACUGAGUGAAGCUCCCCCUGGGUUACAAGAGAAAAUGUCACUUCACUAGCUGUUUGGAGUAGUUAGACUACAUCAUCUCAGUCUGGGGUCCACAUACCUCUUGAAGGAUUCCAUGGAAAAAUUUCAGGGGGUGUGUGAACUUAGAUGAGAAAAAAAAUCCAUCUUUAUUUUUCACUAACCUUUAACUGAAAUCUAGUAUUUCCUUAAAUUGUUUAAAAAUGUAAUUCUGAGAAGGUGUCGAUAAAUUUCACCAGACUACCAAACGGGGUUCAGGACACCAAAAUGGCUAAGAUCCUCUGGUCUAAAAGGUCUCUUCCAUCUCUUUGAGUUCUUUGGUACUACCUCUGCCCUCAAAAACAUUUUAGCUGAGUUGAGUCAGGAAUAGCACAGAGAACUGAAAAAUAGCAUGGGUUCAUUGAUCACCUUGGCCAGUAGGUUUUAAUUAUCAGAUAAUGGUGAUAUGCUUACAUUUGAAGAGCACCUUAUAGGCUUUAAAGCACUUUCACAAACAUCUUAUUCGACGAAAAGUAAUGGAGCAAUAGACUUGGGAAUGUGUGAAGAGUAAUCUGCAUGCAGAGUCAGAGAACCUGGGUUUGAAUUCUGGUUCUGCUCCUCUUACUAUGUGACCUUGGGCAUGUACCAUACCUCUCUGGACCUCAGUGUCCUAAUAUGCAAAAUGAGGGGGUUGGACUUAGCAGUCUCUAAGGUCCCUUCCUAAUCUAUGAUCAUGUGCUGAGGGACAUUGCACUAGUUGUCCUAGUUAGAUAGGCUUAAAAUUCUAGUUCCCAGAAGUAACUUGGAAACCAGAUAUUGACUUAUCAGGAGCCAGAUAUGUGGGGAAAGGGUUAAAGUUAGUAGAGAAGUUGAAAUCCUUCCUUGGAAAAAUGGUGAAUCACUUAGGAGAGUGAAAAGUUUAAAAUCGAAGGCAGCUAGGUGGCGCACCGGAUAAAGCAUCAGCCCUGGAUUCAGGAGGACCUGAGUUAAAAUCCGGCCUCAGACAUUUGACACUAGCUGUGUGACCCUGGGCAAGUCACUUAACCCUCAUUGCCCUGCAAAAAAGGGAUUCUUUUAUUAGGAUACUUUUCUUCUGAAAGUAAAUCAGCCAUGCGAUCAAAGUAGAAAAAUUCAGGGAUGUUGGUUCUUUAGGAUGCUUGAAUUCAGGCUACUGAAUCAAUUGUACAGUUGAAUAAUUUAUCAAAUUACUACUGUGUUCAUAAGGAGUUUGUGGUACUACCUGAGACUGAAUUUUCAGAAAGCUAGGUACGUUGUACACAAACAAUUAUAUCUUUGUGGGGGAAAAAAAUGGGGUCUAAUUUUGGCAGGUUUUUUUUUUUUAAGAGCCCAGCUGUAUUUUGUAUAAAUAUAUAUAUAUAUAUAUAUAUAUAUA
Dromiciops gliroides (monito del monte) is the source of this 3573-nucleotide messenger RNA. It is a transcript of the gene CLDN12, whose product is annotated as claudin 12. The coding region runs from base 377 to 1111 and encodes 244 amino acids. NCBI's taxonomy places the organism in Eukaryota, Metazoa, Chordata, Mammalia, Microbiotheria, Microbiotheriidae. The transcript has 3 exons. Gene Ontology annotation, cellular component: plasma membrane. The record is from RefSeq and is a predicted model, not a curated record.